Gadus chalcogrammus (walleye pollock) is the source of this 2721-nucleotide messenger RNA. It is a transcript of the gene tle2a, whose product is annotated as TLE family member 2, transcriptional corepressor a. Gene Ontology annotation, biological process: negative regulation of canonical Wnt signaling pathway; regulation of DNA-templated transcription. NCBI's taxonomy places the organism in Eukaryota, Metazoa, Chordata, Actinopteri, Gadiformes, Gadidae. Gene Ontology annotation, molecular function: transcription corepressor activity; protein binding. Gene Ontology annotation, cellular component: nucleus; transcription regulator complex. The record is from RefSeq and is a predicted model, not a curated record.
UGUUGUGUGUGUGAAAAGAGUGUAGGGCAACGAGCGAAACAAAAGAGGCUGCGGCUGCAUCGAUGUGAUGGUGGUGGUGUGUGUCCGUCUCGGAAGCCACAAGCAAACACACACAUAUCUGACCCGUAUUCUGAAUGGUUGGAAAGGCUUGGCGGAAGGGGAACGAGUAGCUUGAUGAUCGGCGAUUAAAACAAGAAAAAAAACAGUUCGAAGAGCGAAGUUGCGAGGACUUGGACCGUCUUAGACCGGCAGGCGCAUCUCUUCCCCUAACGUCGAGAGCAGUGCAGUGUGGGUUGGAGAGACAGCCCAGAACAAAGGAGUCUUGAGCAAGGAAUGAGCAAGCUGAGACUAGCUUUGCCAUUACCGCUUUUGAAAUCGGGCCAAUGCCUCUCUGAAACACCAACGUAGUAGACGGUCUACUCCAUUUUAAACGAGCCCUUUCGCUCAAAAGGCAGAAAGAAGAUAAGACACGAAUAACCCGAACGCAAGUCGGCGGCCACAAUGUUUCCUCAAAACCGUCCACCGGCACCUCUGCAGGCGCCCCCCGGUUCCUCUGCCAAUGCGGUUGCUGCUGCGGCUGCAGCGGCCUCUGGGACCCCCCAGUCGCUGAAACUAACGUACCCAGAAACCCUGGACCGCAUCAAGGAGGAGUUCCAGUUCCUCCAGACCCAGUACCACAGUUUGAAGUUGGAAUGUGAGAAGCUGGCUACAGAGAAGACGGAGAUCCAGAGACACUACGUGAUGUACUACGAGAUGUCCUAUGGCCUUAACAUUGAAAUGCACAAACAGACGGAGAUUGCCAAGCGGUUGAAUGUGAUCUGCGCACAGCUCAUCCCAUUCUUGUCACAGGAGCACCAGCAACAGGUGGUGCAGGCCAUGGAGCGCGCCAAGCAGGUGACUAUGGGGGAGUUAAAUGCGUCGAUAGGGCAGCAGCUCCAGGCCCAGCACCUGUCCCAGCACGCCGCCCAGGGCCUGCCCAUGGGCGCCCACCCCUCCGGCCUGUCGCACCCGGGCCUCGCGGCGCUGGGCGGCGGCUCCAGCCUGCUGGCCCUCUCCGGGGCCCUCGGGGCCCAGCUGGCGGCCAAGGACGAGAGGGCCCACCUGGAGGCCGCCGCCGCCGCCGCCGCCGCCGAGCACCACAGAGGUCUGCUCAUGGGGCGCGCGGCACUGCUGCCCGGGAUGAACAUGGACCGCGAGGCGGGGCCGAGUUCUCUGUCCAACGGGGACAAGGGGCGUUCUGCAGACUACCUCAGCAACGGCAAGAAGAGGAAAGUGGAGGAGAAGGAGUUCAUGACGGACUAUGGCAGCGACGCGGAUUGUUUUCUAAACCGCGUUCCGAAUGCCCAGGACCCGUCGUCCCCGCGCAGUGUGCAGUCCUACUCCUCCAGGGAGAACGGCCUGGACAAGAUGCCCCCCUCCCGCAAGGAGGCUCCCCCCCAGGCCAGCCCCACCUCCCUGGCCUCCUCCAGCAGCGCCCCCUCCCCCUCCAGGGGGAAGGAGCCCCCACAGAGAGAGAAGUCGAGCACCCCAGGGAUGAAGCCUGGCACCCCCAUGUCCCAGGAGUCCAACACCCCUGGACCAAGCGGGCCCCCACAGUUCCGACCGGUGCCAGGCAAGCCUGCCGUGGACCCUCUGGCCCUGGGUCUGAGGAACUCUCUGGCGGUCCAGGGAGCCUACCCUCCGGGGGCCUUCGGCCUGCCCCCCCCAGGGGUGAACGGGGACCUGCCCGGGGGAGCGGGCUACGGGGCAGCGCUCCACCUGGUCUCCCCCCAGAUGAACGGGUCGGCGGCAGCCGCCGCCGCCGCCGCCGCCGCGGGCUACGGACCACCUGUGGUGGGCUAUGAGUCUCCCCACCCACACAUGAGGGUUCCCGGGCUGCCUGCCAGCCUGCAGGCUGCCGCGUCAGGGAAGCCGGCCUACUCGUUCCACGUGGCGGCCGACGGCCAGAUGCAGCCCGUGCCCUUCCCUCCGGACGCCCUGCUGGGCCCGGGCAUCCCGCGCCACGCCCGGCAGAUCCACACGCUCAACCACGGCGAGGUGGUGUGCGCCGUCACCAUCAGCGCCUCCACGCGCCACGUCUACACCGGCGGCAAGGGCUGCGUGAAGGUGUGGGACAUCAGCCAGCAGGGCAGCAAGAGCCCCAUGGCCCAGCUGGACUGUCUGAACCGGGACAACUACAUCCGCUCCUGUAAACUCCUCCCCGACGGGCGCACCUUGAUCGUGGGCGGGGAGGCCAGCACGCUGUCCAUCUGGGACCUGGCCACGCCCACCCCCCGCAUCAAGGCGGAGCUCACCUCCUCGGCGCCCGCCUGCUACGCGCUGGCCAUCUCCCCCGACAACAAGGUCUGCUUCUCCUGCUGCAGCGACGGCAACAUCGUGGUCUGGGACCUCCACAACCAGACGCUGGUCAGGCAGUUCCAGGGCCACACGGACGGAGCGAGCUGCAUCGACAUCUCCAACGACGGCACCAAGCUGUGGACGGGGGGCCUGGACAACACGGUGCGCUGCUGGGACCUCCGGGAGGGACGGCAGCUGCAGCAGCACGACUUCACCUCACAGAUCUUCUCUCUGGGCUACUGUCCCACCGGAGAGUGGCUGGCGGUGGGCAUGGAGAGCAGCAACGUGGAGGUCCUGCACGUCUCCAAGCCUGACAAGUACCAGCUGCACCUCCACGAGAGCUGCGUGCUCUCCCUCAAGUUUGCCUACUGCGGGGAGCGGUGA